AUGGGGAAGUCUUCAGCCGGGUCCGUGAAGACCCGUCUGACGAAUGUAGUAGUUUCAGCAGUAGCUGCAUGCUGCGUCAUUCUAACCGUCUGUCACUUCCUUGUCAAUCAUGCCCAUGCUAGACGCCUCCGGCGCUUCAGCGCAUCGUCAUCUCUCCUGAAGUUUUACUCGUUGGUGAACCAUCAAGGCAACUUCGAGGAACAAGCCCCACAGGUUCCCAAACUCGAUAUCCUCUCGGUAUAUGGAGAAGGCCUUCCGGUGCAGGAGGCAGAGUUCGACAGCGCUGACUGGCCAGAACUCUUUCCGGUGAAUCCGACUUUUCAGCCGGUACAAUCAGCCGAUGCCAAGCACCGAAGGGGCAGCGCUCCGAAUGUUGCUGCCCAGGAAAUGCUGUUGUCGGGUGAGGGCGCUUUGGGACGUAUCGCUGGUUACCGGCAGCCCCGAAGUGUAUCCGCGUCUCCUCCCGAAGGCAGUUUGCCGGCGAGUGACCGUCCAUCCGUUGACAAGCAGGAUGCCGUCCCUAGGAUGCCUCAGGAGACGCCUAUGGAUACAUUGCUUGAUCCCACUAAAGCGGAUAAAAUGCUUGACAAGUUCCUGUACCACCUCAAAGACGUGGCAGCAAUACAGGCUCAACAGAUACGGUCAAAUUUGGGAGAUCUCUCACAGAAUGCCGACCACGUGCAGCUGGCAACGGGCUUGCAAGAGACUGAGCUGUUCGGUCUUGUUUGGGCUGAUCUAAAGGCAGAGCAAGAUGCCGCGGAUAUUUCUCAGGUACCAGGAGGGGAACCUGCAGAUGCAAAGAGGAAAGCGAAAACCCCAGAUGCCGCGGAUAUGGAAGCAAUCAAGCUGUCUCAGGAUGUAGACAAAGACAGUAGUGUGCCGGAAGGAGAGUUGCAAGCUCCCCCGGAGUCGCAAACCCUGAAGGCCGUCAGGGCAACAAUGUACCAGAACCUGAAAUCCAACAGUGAGAAAGAGCUUCGCGACAAACUCAAGAGUGACAUCAAGGAGGCCUGGAGGAGUGGGAGAUGGAAAGGAUUGAACCGGAUUCUUUUUGCCUCUCUGCGCCUGCUGCUCGAGUACGCCAGUCUGGGAGUGAAGAAUGUCUUGGAGAUGUUUGGGUCUGCAUGGCUUUGGGUCCUGGACCACGCCUUACGGAAAUCAGUGAGGCAACUCCGCAUGUUCAAGCUGUUUGGCAAGGUAUCCGGUUACGGGGAGAGACUAUUCUACUUCAUGCAGUGGUGGAUGAUGACAGCCCGCUAUUAUAUCGAAUAUACAGAAGCAAUUAGGGAUCUGGUGGCCUUCAUCAUCGAGAACUCUUCAAAGAUCAGUAUGCUUGUUCAAGGUGGUUUGUCACUUGUAGGCGGCACAGGGGGGCCGAUAUUUUUCUGUGUAUUUUUGUGGAAGCUGUCCAAGCCCGCUUGGAAAUUAUACCUCACAGACGCGGCCCUGAAGACAUCUUCGAUUCACGAGAGAGCGGCAACAGAGUUCAUGAUGUCCCAAAAGGAUUAUCAUAACUUCCUCCUCGGCACAAGAGCGCUCGUUGGCGAUGCAGAUAAUGGGCCCGCUCUUGAACUUCACCUACCUCAACAUCAGACUACGGAGCUUAUUUUUCUAAUGGCGUACCUCGAACGGUACAAGUUGCCUCAAGCGGCGCAUCGCGUGGGCUUAUUGGAGGGAAGUAAUCCUAUGCAGCAAUAUCUAGCCUACGAGAGGGUGACGCGACUAAAGGAGCUGGUAUCAAGAGUACCGCAAGAGGCCCGUGGCCAGCUUGUCAACCUCUUUUCGGAGCUCAGUAGAUGGGACAUGACCAGAACAUCCGACUCCUUGCACGGCCUCAUUAUCAAUAAUCUCCAGCGCUGCGCUAUUCUCUCCAGAGUUUUGACCAAUCAAUAUCUUCUCCAGCGUCGCAUCUUGGCAUAUAUUGCGUCAUACCAGCGCUCACGCAUCAAGCCCUGCCAGCUGGCCUGGCUCGCGAACACAGUCAUACGCUGUGCCUACGAAGUCAUCGACCGGGAACUUUUAUUCACGUUGGAUGGCGACCACAACUACGCUUUAGACCGAACAACAGUUCGAGUUAAUAAUCUCCCGUCCUUUCUUUACGGCGACACGCGGGGUCUGAAGGAGCUUCUGCAAAAGUUUUUCACGUUUUUUCCCAUGAGCGUGCUGAAGCACCCCAUCCGGCAAGGCACGCCCGGCCGAGCACUGUUGGCGGACAUGCAUCUCGAUAUCUCCUCGGGUGUGAUAGGAAUCUUACGAAAUAUCAGUCCGAGAUAUGGAGAGCGUCACACCACCCGAGCAGUAAAACGAACUCACUGCCCGAUGCAGGUACCGACCAUUGAGAUCAACACCGCUAUGAGAUACGUCAAGUUACGAUUCUUGACCAGCACGACCACUCCAGCGCCACCAGCCACUCCCGAUCCGGACGACAAUCAGCCAUCCGAGACAGAGAGAUCUUCCGACACGGGAAGUGAACAAGCGGCAACUGACCCAUUGUGCGCGGAAGUGGCAGCGCGAUCCAUUCUACGCCAGCAGGUGACGAAGGCAGUCAAGGGAGAGGUUCGCAGAACCAUAUUCGGCAUUCCUGACACGGUUUGUGCCCCUAUCAACUCCCCCGGCUUUGUAGCGCUAUCUCGACUGAUUGACGAAUUUGUCAACGGAGGCGUGACCGACGAUCAAUUGCCUGAAGCGCUCAAAACAGGUCUGGACAUCCUGGUCAACGAACACCCUUCUCUGGUGGCGGCGUUUGCCAGCAUACAUCCAUUCAAGCACAUCGUGUUGCAGUACGUCAACGAGGUAUUGCCGUUAUCCCUGUCGAAUGUCGCCGUCACCAAAGAGUCAACGAGCCAGUUCUUGACGAUCCUGGGGAUCGUUCAAACCGCCUUACGCUACGAGCCCUGGCGACUUGUCGAGUACAUAAAAGACCGCGUACUCAGCGUCCAUUUACGGGAACAGAUGAACGACACAGCAGAACUGCAGGCAACGGCGCUUACAACCCACAGUACUGGCGGGGAGGCGGUCGACGGCAGUAUAACAGCAACAGCUGAAGCUUCGGAGAAAAAGCAGGCGCGCGAUGUUAUUCUGGAUCUCGUCGCUCAACGUUUUUCCGAAAACCUUGCCCAGAUAAUCUAUGGGGCAGCCGAGUCUGUUCAACUUUCACGCAAACCUGGCAAAUUCAUGUAUGGGAAGACGUUCGAUCAAAUGAAAGACAUAGUUACACGUGCAUUCCUUCGCUGUCUGAAGUCCGUCGACAACGCAAUCGGCAGUCUGGAGCGGAUUCAAGGGAAGAUAUCGACGAACCCAAGUGGAUCUCUUUCUGGUCCAGCGACUUCACAGUUGAUAGAGUUCGACUCGGACAGGGAAGGCUACUUUGAGAGCCAACGAGGUGCUGCAUCCAACGCACAAGAUAGGACAGAGGAAGAGCUUAAGAAGUUCUUACUUCGAAGACUCGAGACCGAGGAAGCGGAGGCCACAGACCAACGAAUGAUUAUCCAUACCGACCAGACUACAGAACGGAAGCUCGGCGAACCGUUUUUUUUUACGAAAGCUGAGAUCAUAUCCUUCCUUAAAGAAGGCCGGAAGGCUGUGAGCGAUGUGCUGGAAGCGAAUACGGAAAAGAUUGUUAGAGCGCUCCGAUGGGGAUACUGGAAAGAAGACCACUUUGACUGCUUGGAUUUGUCAACGGAGAGAACAAAACAACUCACCGUAGAUUUGACGGCGGCAUUCAAGACACUUCUCGUCGCAAAAACUGCCGUUCGUGGUGACACGGAUGAUGGGAUGGGUGGCGAGGCAGGGCCUGCCUCAGUCGUGGUUCUCGUUUUUGCUUUCCUCUGUGUCGCACAGCCCGCGUCUCACAAAAUUUUGGACUCGCUUGCGCGCGAGGCUGGGCCUGGUUCCGAAGCCGGGGAACUUCAGCGCACUGCGAAUCGCCAAAGACUUCAUAUCUCGCCUCCGUGUUCUGCAUCAGAGCGGAGUGGAUGGGACAUACGGGGCCAUUGA
Messenger RNA from Neospora caninum, 3996 nucleotides. RefSeq lists its product as hypothetical. The record is from RefSeq and is a predicted model, not a curated record. NCBI's taxonomy places the organism in Eukaryota, Apicomplexa, Conoidasida, Eucoccidiorida, Sarcocystidae. The transcript has 15 exons. The coding region runs from base 1 to 3996 and encodes 1331 amino acids.